Molecule: messenger RNA, 1086 nt
Organism: Juglans microcarpa x Juglans regia
Lineage: Eukaryota; Viridiplantae; Streptophyta; Magnoliopsida; Fagales; Juglandaceae
Product: coiled-coil domain-containing protein 25
Exons: 6
Coding region: 171-818 (215 amino acids)
Source: RefSeq, a predicted model, not a curated record
AGACGCGAUCGCAACCGGCGACUACAUAUUCCGCGUGGACAUAUAACUAGUUCUCUCUCUGUGAAAGAAGAAAAAAGACCUCUCUCUCGCUCUCCACAAAGUCGGGAAGCCCUAAUUCGCGAGUCUAUUUGUUUAACACAGCACUGGAAGGGCGAAAGGAGAAGGCAGCCAUGGUGUUCUACUUCAAAGCCCGACCAGAUGCUGGCGAUUUCACCAUAUUCAUGGGCAUCGACAAGUACGAGAACGAGGAGCUCAUCAAAUACGGCUUCUUGGAAGACAUUUGGUUCCAUGUGGAUAAAAUGUCUUCCGCCCAUGUUUAUUUAAGAUUGCACAAGGGUCAGACAAUCGAUGAUAUAAGUGAAGGUUUAUUGGAGGAUUGUGCUCAGCUUGUCAAAGCAAAUUCCAUCCAAGGCAACAAGGUAAACAACGUUGAUGUUGUUUACACUCCCUGGUCCAAUUUGAAGAAAUCUGCUUCCAUGGAUGUUGGUCAAGUUGGUUUUUACAAUCCAAAAAUGGUUCGAACUGUGAGAGUGGAGAAGCGGAUUAACGACAUUGUUAAUAGGUUGAACAGGACAAAAGUAGAAAGGAGACCUGAUUUGAAAGCUGAGCGAGAAGCGGUUAGUGCAGCGGAAAGAGCGGAAAGAAAACAACAACUGAGAGAUAAAAAACGGCGUGAGGAGAUGGAAAGGCUUGAAAAAGAGAGACAAGCCGAGCUAAGGAGUUACAAGGGUUUGAUGGUCUCUGAAAAUAUGACAUCUAAUAAACAGAUUGCAACAACCAGCAAGUCCUUGCAGGAAAUGGAAGAAGAUUUCAUGUAAGCACACCAUUCUUUAAAAGCUCGGUAGAUGCUUCUUGCUGCCAAAGUUACUGGGCCAAGAAAGAAGUGCGAUUGUUAUUCAUUUUAAGGCCUGAAAUUAUUUCCCCUGUGCUUGAAUAACUCAGUACUUGGUCUUUCUGUGGAUGUUUAAUUACUGACUCCUCACUACAAGAAAUAGCAUCUGUCACGGCAACAGAAUGGGUUGGCGGAAGAUGCUGAAAUCUCCUUUUACUUUAAUAUAUAAUUACAAAAGCAAGAAUUGCAUGUUC